AUGGAAAGAUUUGCAGCCAAGCGCGACGUGGCCGAGGGGCGUGUGAAUGUGCCUGAAACAAAAAAUCCAGUACUUUCUCGCUCUCCUGUUCGCUACUCCCUUCAGAUUAAGGAAGAAGCAGUGGAGCAAGUGGAGAAGUUCAAGUACGUCGGAGUCGUGUUCAUUAGUGAUGGAAAAUUUGAAGAAGAGAUCGACUGGCGGAUGCGAGUGGCCAGUGGCGUUCUGCGUGAAAGUGCGCGAAAGGUUGUGACUAAAGCAGAGCUGCGUCUGAAGGCUAAGCUCUCGAUGUUCAAGUCGAUCUUUAUCCUCAUGCUUACCUACGGUCAUGAGUCAUGGAUUAUGACCGAAAUACUUCGAUUCCGGGCAGAAGCGGCCGAAAUGGGUUUCUGA
Soboliphyme baturini is the source of this 390-nucleotide messenger RNA. The record is from the annotation of a GenBank genome assembly. NCBI's taxonomy places the organism in Eukaryota, Metazoa, Nematoda, Enoplea, Dioctophymatida, Soboliphymatidae.